AUGUCUACUGAGAUUGAAGUUCCUGUUGAGUCUGUUGGUGCUGCUGCGCCGCAGGGUAUGCGAAAGAAUGGCAAGCAAUGGCACGUACCGAAAACCGCAUUCCGUCCCAAAGCAGGAAAUGGCACAUACGAGAAGAGACAGGCAGAGCGUGUGGCUAUGGCAGCGGUGAAGGCGAAGGAGAAGGAGAUGAAGGAUGAGAAGGAGGCUGCUAGACAGGUCAAGAUCCAAGCUAUCAAGGACAAGCGGGCGAAGAAAGAGGAGAAAGCCAGAUUCGAGAAGUUGGCUGAGACUAUGCACCGAAAGAGAGUAGAGAGACUGAAGAGAAAGGAGAAGAGGAAUAAGAUGUUGAAAUCUUGA
This is a messenger RNA of Cadophora gregata, 357 nucleotides long. RefSeq lists its product as uncharacterized. The record is from RefSeq and is a predicted model, not a curated record. The transcript has 3 exons. NCBI's taxonomy places the organism in Eukaryota, Fungi, Ascomycota, Leotiomycetes, Helotiales, Ploettnerulaceae. Bases 1 to 357 code for a protein of 118 amino acids.